AUGGCCACUGUCACAGGAGCGAUCUUCCUCCUCGUAACGACACCCCGGAGACCGAACGUGUAUCGCAGGCCCAAUGGGAGAAUCGUCGAUGGGCAAGGAUCAUCAUCCAUACUCGGACGCUGGUCGUUUUCCUGGACCGAGCGAGUCAUCCGCUCCAUGCACUUCGAGGCUCCUCACGAUGUCCGUGACAUCGACAUCCUGCCAGAGCUCGACUACAAAACACGAUCAGCCACUCUUGCGAACACGUUCCGCUCGCAAAGAGAGCGCCAUAGUGCCAAGUCUCCCCAUCCCAGUUUGUGGAGGUGCCUUGCACAGAUGAACUGGCAUACGCUACUUGCUGCCGCUGCUCUCGUGCUGCUGUCCGCCGCGCUCGGCUUCGCGCCGCAAAUAUUUCUCUGGAAGAUCCUCAAAGCCCUAGAAUGUAUGGAAAACGGCGUCGAAUGCCGAACCGCUUCACAAAUGAUGCCAUGGGUUGUGAGUCUGGGUAUGACCAUGACUCUCACGGCAACCGUCGACGAGUGGUUGUCGUGGCUGGCACAGUCAAGGCUGAGCAUACCUUUGUACGCGCAGCUCGCCUCGGAAUUGUUCGAAUGUGCCAUGCAUCGCAAGGAAACACCCCUCGCCGGAGAUCAGGCUUUUGAGGGAGAUGACGGCGGCGGCAGUGUCGACGAAGACGUCGCGAUCAAAUCCGCAGAAGAUCUGGCGGACCCAACUCCGAGCCUAGUAAACCUGGUGGCUGUCGACACGCAGCGCAUCGCCGAUUUUCUGGCCAUUGGCCCCGUCAUACCUAUCACGGGCCUCAAAACCGCCAUCUCAGUCGUGUUUCUCUUCGAACUGGUGGGAUGGCAAAGCCUGUUGGCCGGGCUCGCCGCAUUCACCGUAAUUGCCCCCAUCAACACGCGGCUGUCCGCCAAGUACGGCGGGGCGCAAAUGCAACUAAUGAGCCAAAGAGAUGCGAAAGCGGCUGUAAUGACAGAGCUCCUCCACGGGAUCUCGCAGGUCAAAUUCUCUGCCCUCGAAUCACUCUGGAUAGGACGGGUCGGCACGCUACGUCGAAGGGAGCUGGCGGCUCAGCGGAGAGUCUUCGCCCUGGAAACCGGCUUGGUCUGCAUAUGGAUCCUCGCGCCGGUUCUUCUCUCGGCUGUUGUCCUCAGCACUUUUUCGUUGAUUCAUGGAGGCCUCACCGCAUCCGUCGCGUUCACGGCCCUGUCCAUAUUCGGCGAGCUCGAGAUUUGGCUGGCAGUGCUGCCGCUGCUGUUUUCGCAGCUGCUGCAAGCAUGGACAAGUCUCACUAGGAUAGAACAAAAGCUGCGCGAGCCCAGAGUAGCAGAUCCGCGGCAGUUCUCGUCCAACGUUCGCAUGGACGGCGCCACGAUCGCUUGGCCAAUCGACUCGGGAACAGACAGGCUGGUCAGUUCUAUGCUCAAGAAAGUAACUGUUUCCUUUCCGGACAGGGCCUUGAGCAUAAUUGUCGGAAAGACUGGCUCUGGAAAGAGCAUGUUACUAGCCGCCAUUCUAGGAGAAUGCGAUGUUCUGGAGGGCAAGGUGUCAGCGCCUAUGGUGGCAUCACAGGGGGUGCAGCCAACUUCCGGCAUGACAGCCCCUUGGGUCAUCUCAUCUGCCUGCGCUUUUGUCGCACAAACGCCUUGGAUUCGAAGCGCCUCCGUCAAGGACAACAUCCUGUUUGAGUUACCAUACGAUGCUGCCAGAUACCGUCAGGUGCUGUAUGCAUGCGCUCUUAACCACGACGUCCAGCGCUGGCCAAACGGCGAUGAGACAAAUCUCGGAGAAAACGGUGUAAAUCUCAGUGGUGGCCAGAAGUGGCGGAUCUCACUGGCACGCGCGUUGUACUCCCGGGCACACACCAUUGUCAUUGAUGACAUCUUCAGUGCGCUGGACGCCAACACCGCGCGACACGUAUGUGAGAACGCCCUUGUGGGAGAGCUCUCACGGGGUAGGACUCGUAUUCUCGCGACCCACCACGUUAGUUUGGCCUUGCCAUACGCCGAGUAUGUCGUUCACUUGGACAAUGGCUCGGUAGCUUACGCGGGAGCCCCGGGCGGAUGGACACAAUCAGGAGAGAGCAGCCGACUGCCUCACAACCCACUAUUUACCUCGGAGCCUCACGAGGAAAUGCUGGACACAGAGCAAGAACAGCAGAACCCCAGAGGAUACCUGGAGAAAGAGUCACAUCAGAUUGGCCGCCUGAGCUCAAUGGUUCUGCGACGAUACCUCAAGGCAACCGGUGGACUCGCCGCUUGGGCGUUCAUAACAAUGGGCUACCUCGGCCAUACGACUCUAAUCAUCCUGCGUCCCUGGUGGAUAAGCGUCUGGACGCAGUCGAGUAGUUGGACGCGGACGAAUCUUGAGCAUCCCGUUCAUGAUGAGGGCGCAGACGACACAACGUGGUAUAUGGCCAUCUAUCUCUCAAUCGCUUUAGGGACCUGUAUCAUCGGCACCGUAAGGUACUAUCUUGUCCUCGCGGCUGGUUUGCGUGCCUCUCGCCUCCUAUUCACAGAAGUGCUUCACGGGGUGGUCUUCGCACCACUCAUGUGGCACCACACGGUACCGUCUGGGAGGGUAUUGAACCGAUUCACGGUGGACUUCCACCUUGUCGACUCAAAGCUCGUCAACGCGCUGGGAUCCAUCAUUUACAGCGCUAUGUACCUGCUCGCGAUUGUCAUUGCAGGGUGUAUGGUGUCGCUCUGGAUCUUUGGAGUUGCUCUGCUCUGUACAGCAGCCUGUGUGGUCUAUUCCAGAAAGUACUUGAAAGCGGCACGAGAGACCAAGCGGCUCGAGAGCAACACCCGCAGCCCCGUCAUUGACCACUUGGUCUCGUCGAUGACUGGGCUCAAAACCAUCCGCGCGUACGACUGCGUCGGCAAGUACAUCGACCACAUGCAUGACAAAGUGGACCGGCACUCCAGGGCAGCUUGGUACCUGGCCCUAACAAACAGAUGGCUUGCCCUGCGUCUGAGUCUUCUUGGAGCCCUGUUCUCGAUGUUGACCGGGGCAAGCGUGCUCCUGUUCAACCGGCUGAGCGCCUCAGAGGUAGGCUUUGUGCUGUGCUUCGCACUGAAGUUCUCAGCAACAGUCGACUGGGCCAUACGGCAGUACGCAAGCUUCGAACUGGACAUGAAUGCGGCAGAGCGAUGCCUGGAAUACUCCGACAUCACUCCCGAAGCGGCUGGCGGUGAUGAUGUGGAUGAUACCUGGCCUACCACUGGGAGGCUGCGCGUCGAGAAUCUAUCGCUUGGCUAUGAUGCAGAUAGGACCGUCAUUGACGGCGUCUCGCUGAGUAUCGAGCCAAACACGAGACUUGGGGUCGUUGAGAGAACGGGUGCGGGCAAGUCGACGCUAGCAUUGGGCCUGUUCCGCUUCCUUGAGACCCGGCGAGGCAGCAUCACUCUGGAUGGGCGGGAUAUUGCGGCGAUCAAGAUCCCGGAUUUGCGAAGCCGCAUCGCUAUCGUUCCACAGGACCCGUUUCUAUUCUCCGGGACCAUCAGGUCCAACAUCGAUCCGUUCGAGCGACUGUCCGACUACGAGCUGCUUGGCUGCCUGGCAAGGGUCCACCUCGGACUUCGAAACGCUCAACGCGAGGAUCUAGCGCUGGACACGCGAGUUUCUGCGGGUGGGAGGAACCUUUCGCACGGUCAGCGACAGCUGGUGUGCCUAGCGCGAGCCAUGGUCGCACAGCCACGCUUCUUGAUUCUCGACGAGGCCACUUCGGCGGUUGACAACGAAGCAGACAUAUGCCUCCAGGCCACUAUCAGGGCCAACUUCGGCGUCGGCGGGUCGUCGGUGCUGGUGAUUGCGCACCGCAUCAGGACCGUUGUGGACUUUGACUCUAUCGUGGUCAUGGAUCGCGGGCGAGUGGUUGAGUUUGGAGCGCCCGCCGAGCUCUAUCAAAGGGAAGAGGGGCACUUUCGAAGGCUGGUGAACGAAUCCAACGACACGGAUGCUCUGGUGGGGAUACUGAAGCCAAGAUGA
This is a messenger RNA of Purpureocillium lilacinum, 3990 nucleotides long. The record is from RefSeq and is a predicted model, not a curated record. NCBI's taxonomy places the organism in Eukaryota, Fungi, Ascomycota, Sordariomycetes, Hypocreales, Ophiocordycipitaceae.